CUCCCAUUCAAAUCGUUUGAUCCCAACACACUCUUAGAAAAAUAGCGGCCCACCCACUCCAAAUUAAUCGUGGUCGAGACAACAGGAAAAGUCCAUCAAUGGGUGAACCAGUAACAGCAGCAUCGCAGAAUACGCGAACACAGAUCCCAAUUCCAACUCCAAGCCCAAAUCCAGCCCCAACUCCGACGAUCACUCCGCAACCUCCUAGAAGCAACAAAAGGCCACUCGACAGUAAUGUCCAAAUUCAUGACUCCAGUUGGUACAAGAUGCGUGCUGUUGUUAGAGAUCUUCGUCCGCACUUUGUCCAGACACCAGACUUUCAAAAUGGCAAGGCAGCUCAUGAUAUUCAAGAAGAGGUGAAGCUUCUGAUGGAACUGUACUUGCAGUUAACGGCAGCGAAAGUGUCGAUGGCAAAGUGUAAUGGUCUGUCAGAAAGCCAACCUUUGUCUGGAGAAAAUGGGUCUGCUCAAAAUGCUGAAGAGCAUCCUCAGCCUGACCCAGACCAUGUCUCCAUGAAACCAUCUGAGAAUAAGUCUACUGAUACAGGUAUCGUCUAUGAGAAACAGCAACAUGAAGCUGGUUCGGCUAAGGGGACAUAUAUGGUCGGAGGAUCAGCUUUUGGCUGGAAUUUUGUAACUUUCACAGACAGUAAACCAGUCUAUUAUGGGAGAACAAAGGAAUCAAUGCGGAUUGCUCAAGCGAAUGUGGUAGGUAUUAGUGAACCGAAAAGUGAAUAGACAACGGAUGGUCAUUAUCCUUUGUUGCAGGGAAUUUUGGCAUCAACAAAAGUACUGUCUGCCCUACACAAAAAAGUAAAUUUAAGCUGGGGUUUUUGGUGGAUGGUUUUAGCUGUCCUAAUGUGUAGUUUUCCAUUAGAAUGCUUGUACUCAUUGAUUUUAGAUGGAAUUGUCUCAUAUAUCCUGUGUCCUUUUUUUUUCAUGCAAAAGUUGAGUUUUUU
Tripterygium wilfordii is the source of this 958-nucleotide messenger RNA. RefSeq lists its product as uncharacterized. The transcript is spliced from 3 exons. Bases 99 to 737 code for a protein of 212 amino acids. Lineage: Eukaryota; Viridiplantae; Streptophyta; Magnoliopsida; Celastrales; Celastraceae. The record is from RefSeq and is a predicted model, not a curated record.